Messenger RNA from Zea mays, 998 nucleotides. Its product is annotated as neurogenic locus notch homolog protein 3. Bases 138 to 785 code for a protein of 215 amino acids. Lineage: Eukaryota; Viridiplantae; Streptophyta; Magnoliopsida; Poales; Poaceae. The record is from RefSeq and is a predicted model, not a curated record. The transcript is spliced from 5 exons.
CAAUCAGUCGUACACCAACCUUCCGAAACGUAGCUCAGCAGUCAGCAGCUUGCUGCAUUGCUUCCUCUCGGCCGCUGUCCUGCCGGCCGGCCGGCAAGGAACACACCUGCAGGAGCUAGCUUACCGCGGUACCAAGAAUGGAGGGUGCCAGCCGGCCGCCGCUCCUCGCGCUGGCGUGUCUCUGGCUCUGCGCCUUGCUGCCCCAUGGAGCCAGCGCAGCCGGCGAGUGCGGGAACGUGAGCUGCGGCAUGGGGACGUGCAGCGAGUCCAGCGACUACGCCUUCGGCUUCGCGUGCGAGUGCAAGCCCGGGUGGAGCCGCUACCACCUCGCCGGCCUGCAGUUCCCCUUCCUCCCCUGCGUCAUCCCCAACUGCACCAUCCACUCCUCGUGCCAGGACGGAUCGUCGUCGUCCCCGGCGCCGGCCCCGUCGUCGUCGCCUCCAGCGGGGCUGCCCCCGCUAACCGUCUUCGAUCCGUGCCUGAUGCAGUACUGCGGCGACGGCGGCGCCUGCGAGAAGGCGUCGGACUUCGCCCACCGCUGCAGCUGCCGCGACGGCUACUCCAACCUCCUCAACGACACCUCCUACCCGUGCUACCGACAGUGUUCGCUGGGCCCGGACUGCAAGGGUCUGGGGAUCGACGUGAUCAACGGGUCCACGCCGAGCUCGUCGCCGCCUGCACCCUUCUCCUUCACCGUCAAGAAGUCCGGCGCCGGAGCUGCCGCCGCGCCGGCUGGCACGCUCCUCGCGCUGCUCGCAUUCUUCGGGCUCCAGGCGAUAUGGUGAACGAGCUGCCAGGGCGCGGGACAAACGAAAGCACUGCUGUGGGACUCCAGACAAAGAUUUCACGCAGUUUUGAUUUCCGUAUGUACUACAUGGUUUAGGAUAUUUCCUACGUGUAGCCUUGACCGUCAGGAGCCGCAAAGUACCGUUUUGUCCAUCAACCGCUAUAGCAGAGUAAAAAAUUACCGCUACUAGUGUUAUCCAACAUAGUAAGCA